Messenger RNA from Racocetra persica, 284 nucleotides. The record is from the annotation of a GenBank genome assembly. NCBI's taxonomy places the organism in Eukaryota, Fungi, Glomeromycota, Glomeromycetes, Diversisporales, Gigasporaceae.
UCUUGUCCACUUUCUGUAAAAAAAGAUAUUUUUCCAGUUCUCAAAAAUUUAACCAACCUUAAAAAUUUUGAACAAAAUAAUUGUUUUUCUGCAAAUAAUUUUCUUAGAUUAGUAAAUGUUUUAGAAAAAUUCUUGUUUUCUGAUUCUGUAAAAGAUAGCUUGCAUGAUAUUAUUUUAGAAUCUUAUUCACUUCUACAGCAAGACAAUAUGAUUCUUAAUAAUAUUUUUAAAAAUGAAAUUUCAAAAGAUAAAAUACAAUUAUGUGAAAAUGUUCUAAAAAAAUG